AUGGGUUGCGGCAGCUCCGCAAACACCGCGGUCCAACCGCUGACGCCGGAGGAGGCGAACGGAGACGAGACCAGGGCAUCAUCGCAGUGGGACAAACCAGAGAGAGGAGCAAAGGGGCUGGAGAGGCCUACAGCAUCAUGGCAACGUCGUGCUCCAAAAGAGGAGCUGCUGUGUUCAGGGAGCAGAUUAACUCUGCCCGCCCUGUCCAACAACAAAGGCCUGCUGACCGGCAGACCGCAGCUUCCGGGGAACACAGUGCUGAAGCUUGACGAGGCAAUCGCCUGCACCCUGGGCGAAGGUGUUUCACGGAUCCCCUCGGCCACUCGUUGCACGAUGAGGCAUCUCAGCUCUCGGCAUACAGAGGUCAGCCAGUGGCAGGCCCGGAUAUAUGAGAGCAUUUGGCAAGUGGAACAGGAGAUCACUGCUUUGAAGCUGGUGAAAGACACGGCCGAGUGCCGUCUCCACGAGAAGCAGUUGUACAGUCAGCUCAUCAGUGACUGUCUGGUGCUCAAUACAAGUUUGAGCAGAGACGUCCUGGCACAGGACCACAUCCUUAUUCACCUCAAGAAAGAAGAGCAGCUUACCAAUGAGACCAGAGAGCUGCUCCAGAAGCAGAUCCGCAUCCUUCUCGACAAACUGAGCUCUCUGAAGGAGGUUCGCACUCAGCUCCUGGCAGAUUUUCAGGACAAGGGCCAAGCCAUCGAGGUCACCACCAAAUGCAUCAAACACAGGGUCAACCCCGAGCUCCAGGCUCCUGCCGCUCAAUACAAGCCCGACCUCGUCAGCUAUGACAAGUGGCUGUCCCACUGCAGGGAGCUGAGGCUGAUGGCUGGUAACCUGAUUAAAGACUCUUCUACCUUCAGGGGAAACCUGCGGUUCACCCUGGCUAAUAUGAAAAUUGCCCAAGAGCGCCAGCGCCGCAGCACCACUGACUCACUGAGGAGAGAGAUCAACGAGCUGAGCAAGGUCCAGAAUAAAAUGAUGUGGGAGAGGAAGCAGAUGAAGGAUGAGAUUUCUGAUCUGACCAAGGACAUUCAGAAAUUGACUGGUCAGAUAUGGAACUGUGACUCCAAGCUGCAUCAGGCCACCCAACGCCUGGACAUCCUCAACCAGAGACCUGGACGUGAGCACUGCCUGGACCAGCCCUACAUCAGCCUCACACUGGAGAAACAUGACCUGGCAAAGAUGGUGGCUGGACUUAACCCAGUACUGAAGCGCUCCCAGCGGGACUUGGAGGUUGCACGCAGGCGUCUGAAGGUUCUGGAGGACAAACUGGUCAAGAAUGCUCAUAACCUGAACGUGGAGCAGAAGUGCCAGAACCUGCACCAAAGUUUCCUGCCUGCGCUCGACACCACCGUGGUCCUGGCCAACAAGGCCACGGGCCGCUCCAGCCCUCGAGCCUACUUACAGUAGAGCCUGGCGGAGUGCAUUAGCACU
Molecule: messenger RNA, 1437 nt
Organism: Xiphias gladius (swordfish)
Lineage: Eukaryota; Metazoa; Chordata; Actinopteri; Istiophoriformes; Xiphiidae
Exons: 10
Coding region: 1-1413 (470 amino acids)
Biological process (GO): cilium assembly; cilium movement involved in cell motility
Cellular component (GO): microtubule cytoskeleton; nucleus
Source: RefSeq, a predicted model, not a curated record